AUGGUUCGUGGUAACAUUAAAGAUUUAGCUAUGAGAUAUUUAAAGGUUGGUGCUAAGAAAGUAUGGCUCGACCCAACUCAAAUGGAAAAAAUUAGAGAAACCAAAACAAGAGAAGGUAUUAGACAAUUAAUUUCAGAAGGUAUUAUAAGAAGAAAGUUUACUCCAGGUGGUUCAUGGAAACCAUCAAGAGGUCCAUUCUUAAACCCAAAAGACUCAGUUUUUAAAUUAAAUAACAAUGUUAAAUCCGAAUAA
This is a messenger RNA of Dictyostelium purpureum, 252 nucleotides long. RefSeq lists its product as uncharacterized. Gene Ontology annotation, cellular component: ribosome. Gene Ontology annotation, biological process: translation. The coding region runs from base 1 to 252 and encodes 83 amino acids. Lineage: Eukaryota; Evosea; Eumycetozoa; Dictyosteliales; Dictyosteliaceae. The record is from RefSeq and is a predicted model, not a curated record. The transcript is spliced from 2 exons. Gene Ontology annotation, molecular function: structural constituent of ribosome.